AUGGAUUGGCCUGCAUUUACGGCAGAGAUCGAGGCUUUCCAGAGGCUACAUGAGGAUUUUGACGAUGUGAGUCUGUCUCAUAUUCCUCGGAGUCGGAAUGGUCGGGCAGAUGCGUUAGCAAAGAAUGCAAGGACCAGAGACUACUUGUUUUCCCAUAUAGAUCAGACCCGGACAGAUGGAGAUGCUCUUAGGAGAAUCGGUCUUAAAGAUCAGUACAUGACGAUUGAGAAUCCAUUGGAUCUUUGGAAUGCUUUAAAGCACAGAUAUGAUCACCAAAAGAUGGUGUUGCUUCCAAAGGCAAGGCACGACUGGAUGCAUCUCAGAUUCAUGGACUAUAAGUCGGUGGAUGAGUAUAAUUCAGCCUUGUUCAAGAUAGUAUCCAUACUAAGGCUUUGUGGUGAAGAAGUGUCCGAUGUGAUGAUGCUUGAAAAGACCUACACGACUUUUAAUCAGUCGAAUUCUGCAAACAAUGAGCUUCUUAUGAAAAAUAGUGGAGCUAGACCGGCCGGGACAGCACCAUUACCCGAAGCCCAUGAGGUUGAAAAGAAAGAUCCCAAAGAGACCUACUACACCCAAGACAACAGGAAACCAUACGGCCAUGGCCGUGGUGGGUACAGGGGACGUAGGCGUGACAAUCAUAACGGUCGAGACAACUACUCAACCGGCCGAAAAGGAAACCACAAUAACUGUGGUCGUGAUUCCAAUUACGGUCGGGGCCGAGGGAGUUAUGGCCGUGGACGAGGUGGCAUAUCCAAACCAUCUUACACGUCCAAGGACAACAAAGAUGACCAAAUGGAUUUUGAGACAUCCGACUGUCUAAAGGACUAG
Brassica napus (rape) is the source of this 828-nucleotide messenger RNA. RefSeq lists its product as uncharacterized. Bases 1 to 828 code for a protein of 275 amino acids. Gene Ontology annotation, molecular function: nucleic acid binding. The transcript has 4 exons. The record is from RefSeq and is a predicted model, not a curated record. Lineage: Eukaryota; Viridiplantae; Streptophyta; Magnoliopsida; Brassicales; Brassicaceae.